GUUAUUUCCCCUGUGCAGAUAUGCGCGUUGUAAACUUCCGGCGUCCCCGUUGCCAGGCUAAUUUUCACCUCAGCAGUGGUCUCUAAAAUCCCUUGUAGAAACUCUCUGAGAUAGACAAAUCUAGAAUGGCGAAAGUUGCCAUGGACAGCAGGUCAUUUCAGACUCUACUAGAUCGCAUCAACCAGCAAACAUCAUACACAGAGAAGAAGGUUGAGAUAUUGUACAGUUCUAGAGGACAUUUCACAGCAAAUCAGGCAUCACAGAUUUUAUUAGCAUUCAAAGCACCUUCUGACAAAGUUAGAGCAAUACAGAUAUUAGAACCACGACUUUGUCGAAUGUCAUGUCAAGAAGCAAGGGAAGUUCUUAAUGUCAUAACCGUACAGAACGAUAAAUUAAUAGCAUUAGACUGUGUAAAAAGAGUGUUAACAGAUUACCAAACCAAGCUAGGAGAGGAGUAUAUUCUGAGUUCAUUCCCCUUUGAAGAUGGCAAGAUUAUGGCAAUACAAAUUCUGAAAACAGUCGGCUCCUAUGUAAGUGAAAAGACACCAGCUGGAGGCCACCAGGGUUAUGCUGCUCUAGGAGGAUUAUACACACAAGCCAGACCAAUGUGUACACAUUUAUAUGGACCUUUAUAUCAACAGGAACAGAUGAUUCCGGGUCGAGGUAAAAUUGAGAUUCCUCCAGAGGCCCAGCCAGGAGUCGUGCCAUCAGUUUACACUGGCCAUCCAUCCUAUGCUUACCCUCUAGACAAGAGCUAUGCUGCCGAUCGUGGUUAUCCAGGCAAUGUCCCACUCACACAGCCUGUCAUGCAACACGAAACAUACCCAGCAGGUGCCCCUCCUCUGGGGUUCCAUACAGGGAAUCCAUUCUCUACAGGAUUCCCAGGGCUAGAAAGGGCAUAGAUUAGAUUUACCUGUAAACUGUGAACAAUCAUGAUAAAAGCCAUUUGUUUGUAAAGCAUAUAUCUGCCAAUAACAAAGUUUGUAAUACAGAAAGCAUUUUGUGAUAAAAUUUAAGCAAAAUUUUAUAUUUACAAACUUAUACCAUUCCAGAUGUUUAUUAUUUUACAUGAUAUUUUCUGUUAUGUUUUUAGUAUUGUGUUACAUUGUUAUAGAUUAAUUUUAAAAAUCAUCUUCUAAACUUGAAACUUUGCACUCUCGGUUAAUUUCAUAUUGAAUAAUGGAGAUAUUAGUUUUGUUUAAAACGUUGCUUUCAUAAGUCUUCCUGAUUCUUUCUUUAAUUAAUCUUAAUCUCUAAAUUUUCAAAAUGGAAAAUACCAUUGGUUUAUCAACAAAGGUAUUUUUCCAUUUCUUUCUUUUUUUUGUUUAUUUUCACAGAAGUCAAUAAAUGGCAGAAUGUGAAUUUGCUGUUAUCUGAAAAAUCAAUCUCAGACUUUAAUAGAUUUUUAUUUUUUAUUGCCAACAGGGUUUUAUCUUUACUAUAGUUUUUUGUCUGUGAUACUACUAUAUAUUUAUACAUUUGUACAUUAUAUGUGUUUGUCUCUUUAUGCUUUGUACAUGCAUGCUGAUAUUUCUAGGUGCAUAAUUGUUAUAGCUUUUAAUUUGUUUUUGUAUUUCUAUUAAUUUAUAUAUUUGAGCUUGUUGAGUUUUUAUAGAAUUUUAAAACGAAUUUAUACAUUAUAUGUGUAAAUCUCUCCACCGCCCCAGUAUUGACCUGUAAAUCUCUGAUUGCUGUUAUAGAUUGUCACUUCUUAAUAACAUUGUGUGGAGCUUGUAUACAGAACACUUAAUAAAUAAUUUCAAUUCUUA
Molecule: messenger RNA, 1769 nt
Organism: Mytilus trossulus (common blue mussel)
Lineage: Eukaryota; Metazoa; Mollusca; Bivalvia; Mytilida; Mytilidae
Exons: 7
Coding region: 126-902 (258 amino acids)
Source: RefSeq, a predicted model, not a curated record